AUGGGAAUGAACCGCAUAACACAGCGGGGAGCAAUGAAGCGGUGGUUCCAUCCACUGCGGAUGAGUAAUGGAAGAUGCCCUUGUGAUAAGUUCAUCCCAGUUGGAACACCCCGAAGAGAGAUUCACGUGUUCUUUACCCACAACCGGAAGGAACAAGGCAAUUUAUUAAGCAUUAAAAGAUAUGGCCAAGGGAAAGACAAUUCAAAAAUGGUUCUUCUGGAUGUAGAAAAAUGUGAAGGAGAGAAAAUGAAAAAGAAGAUUCAGAAGUACCUCAUCGGAGGAGUGUUGCUAUCAUCCAUAUGUAUUUGUUUAGUUGAGUUCGACGUAAUUCAAAGUGUAUAUGGCUACCUCCUCUCCUGUGGAUUUUUGGCAUUUUAUACGUUUCAGCUUUACGCGUGCAAUUCAGUUAUAUUGAGAGCAGUCUUGGAUGUAAAGAACAGACACCUGCUCCUGUACCCCUUCACAGUAUUUACGAGACAAGGGAUGAAAAAACAAAUAAUUGUGUCUCUUCACGAAAUUGGACUCAUUAGAACGCAUGGAAAUUUUAUGAAAAUAUAUUUUAAGGAGAAGAACUUUCUCUCCUUUCUCUUUCAACACAACAUGCUUUCUCCGUUGUGUAUUCCCAGGUACACAUGCGCCCAGAGGAGUGAACCCGCAAAGGAAGAUGUGGACCCGCUGUACCACUACGACUACAAUAAUUUGAACGUUUCGGCGUUUGGUCAAAGGGAUGCAGGGGCGCGUCGCGGAGUGGGCGAGGCGUGUUCCAUCGGUGCCACCCAUGUUGGCGCUCUCCCGCGUGUGCGCAAAAAUGUCGAGGGCUACCCCCUAGACGUGACGGAGGAGGCCAAGCUCCUUUCGCUCCUCCGCCCCCGGUGCACCAUUUAA
Plasmodium knowlesi strain H is the source of this 885-nucleotide messenger RNA. Its product is annotated as conserved Plasmodium protein, unknown function. The record is from RefSeq and is a predicted model, not a curated record. Bases 1 to 885 code for a protein of 294 amino acids. Lineage: Eukaryota; Apicomplexa; Aconoidasida; Haemosporida; Plasmodiidae. The transcript has a single exon.